AGACCAGAGACCCAGAGGCCACAGCAGCAGACUCCCAGACACCAGAGCCCAGGGGCCACAGCUACAGACUCUCCAGCAGACCAGAGCCAGCUGCAGACCAUGCCAGCUGCAGACUUCUCAGAGACCAGAACCCCAGAGGCCACAGCUGCAGACUCCUCAGAGACCAGAGCCCCAGAGGCCACAGCAGCAGACUCCCCAGAGAGAAGAGUCCCAGGGGCCACAGCAGCAGGCUCCCCAGAGGCCAAAUCAGCAGACUCCCCUGAGACCAGAGCCCCAGGGGCCACAGCAGCAGACUCCCAUAGGGCCAGAGCCCCAGUGGCCACAGCAGCAGACUCCCCAGAGGCAAGAGCCACAUGGGCCACAGCAACAGACUCCCCAUAGGCCAGUGCUCCAGUGGCCACAGCAGCAGACUCCUCAGAGGCCAGUGAUCCAGGGGCCACAGCUGCAGACUCCCCAGCGGCCAGAGUCCCAGUGGCCAGCAGCAACCACAACUCCAGAUCAGAGAUGUCAAGUACAGGUUCGGGAUACAGUGCAAUGUGGAACCCCAGAUAUUACUCCAUCUCAAUGUCAGGCUAUCGACUGCUGCUUCAAUGGACAGCAGUGCUACUAUGGGAAGGCAGUGACUGUGCAGUGUACCAAGGAUGCUCAGUUUGUGGUGGUKGUGGCCAGGGAUGCCACUUGGCCCAAAAUAGACAUUGAUUCCAUCAGUCUGUUGGGGGGAAAUGACAGCMCCUGCAGUCCUGUUGGCAUCACUUCAGCCUUCGCCAUAUACCAGUUCCCUGUCACUGCCUGUGGCACCACUCUAAAGGAGGAGAGUGGUUAUGUGGUUUAUGAGAACAGGAUGGCAUCUUCCUAUAACGUGGGGAUGGGACCUCGAGGCUCUAUCACCAGGGACAGCCAUUUUGAGCUGCUGUUCCAGUGUAAGUACUCUGCCACUGCAGUACAGGCUCUGGUUAUUGAGGUGAACACUGUUCCUGCACCCGCUUCUGUUGYUGCUCCGGGACCCCUCAGAGUGGAACUCAGACUGGCCAAAGGAACAUGCGACACCAAGGGAUGUAAUGACGAGUCGAGAUCCUUCACAUUGUAUUACACUGAGGAAGACUACCCUAUCACUAAAGUCUUGAGGCAGCCUGUGAACGUUGAGGUUCGCAUCCUGGAGAGGAAGGAUCCCAACCUGUUCCUGAUGCUGGAGCACUGCUGGACCACCUCUGCCCCCAGCCCUGUCAGCAUGCCCCAGUGGGAUCUCAUCAUUGAAGAGUGAGUAACUACAGUACUAUCCACCUGAUUUCCAUGCUUGCUGC
Molecule: messenger RNA, 1301 nt
Organism: Salvelinus sp. IW2-2015
Lineage: Eukaryota; Metazoa; Chordata; Actinopteri; Salmoniformes; Salmonidae
Product: zona pellucida sperm-binding protein 4-like
Biological process (GO): binding of sperm to zona pellucida; prevention of polyspermy
Cellular component (GO): egg coat
Molecular function (GO): acrosin binding; structural constituent of egg coat
Source: RefSeq, a predicted model, not a curated record